Molecule: messenger RNA, 1434 nt
Organism: Closterium sp. Naga37s-1
Lineage: Eukaryota; Viridiplantae; Streptophyta; Zygnematophyceae; Desmidiales; Closteriaceae
Source: the annotation of a GenBank genome assembly
AUGACGCACCCGUUACCGUGGCAGGGUGGAUUCUGGAGUUGGAUCGAGGGCGGGGCAUUCCCUUUGAGGGCAACUAUUCGGCCUGGCAUCAUCACCGCAAUCCCCUCUUUUGCCUUCUUCCCCUUGUCUCCCCUUGCAUGUGCGCAGGUGGCAGGGUGGAUUCUGGAGCUGGAUCGCGGGCAGGGCAUUCCCUUUGAGGGCGAAUACUCGGCCUGGCUCAUGGCUGGGGAGGGGCAGCAGGAGCAGCGGAAGCGACCCUUACCACAAUGCCUCUUUUCUCUCGUUCACUCCCCUGCCUUGAGUGCAGGUGGCAGGGUUGCAGGGUGGAUUCUGGAGCUGGAUCGAGGGCAGGGCAUUCCCUUUGAGGGCAACUACUCGGCUUGGCUUGAGAACAAGGCGCAGCGGCUGGCAGGGGAGGAGCGGCAGGAGCAGCAGCAUUCACCCUUACCACAACCCCCUUUUUCCCCUCUCCGUCUUCACCUGCACACAGGUGGCCGGGUCGCAGGGUGGAUUCUGGAGCUGGAUCGCGGGCAGGGCAUUCCCUUUGAGGGCAACUACUCGGCUUGGCUCGAGAACAAGGCGCAGCGCCUGGGGACGGAGGAGCGACAGCAGUCGGCGCUGCAGCGGGUUAUGGAGAGGGAGAUGGAGUGGAUUCGACAGAAGGCCAAGGGGCAGCAGAAGAAGGGCAAGGCGCGCAUGCGAGCAUACGAGGAGUUAGUGAUCCAAGCGGGCCAGUACUCGCGGGAGGAGAAGCUGGAGAGCAUGUUUCUGCCGCCGGGGCCGCGGCUGGGAGAUGUGGUGGUGGAGGCGGAGGGGGUGGCCAAGGCGUUUGGGGAGAGGGUUCUUAUGGAUGGGGUCAACUUCACCCUGCCGCCUGGAGGUAUUGUGGGAGUGAUCGGUGGCAACGGUGCCGGCAAGUCAACCCUUUUCCGCAUGAUUGUGGGGCAGGAUAGCCCUAAUGAGGGCACUUUGCGAGUGGGGGAGACGGUGGCGCCGCUCUAUGUCGACCAAUCGCGCGACGCGCUGGAUCCCAACAAGACGGUGUUUGAGGAGAUCACGGGCGGCGCAGAUGAGAUUUUGCUGGGCGAGCGCAAGGUGAACAGCCGGGCGUACUGCGCGUGGUACAACUUCAAGGGGGCGGACCAGCAGAAGAAGGUGGGCGUGCUGUCGGGCGGCGAGAGGAACCGCGUGCACCUGGCGCGCAUCAUGCGGCGCGGAGGCAACCUGCUCAUGCUGGACGAGCCUACGAAUGAUCUUGAUGUUGACACGCUCAGGGCGCUGGAGGACGCGAUUCAAGGGUUUGCGGGAUGCGUGAUUGUCAUCUCUCACGACCGCUGGUUCUUGGAUCGCAUUGCCACGCACAUCAUGGCCUUUGAAGGCGACUCCAAGGAUGUGUUCGGGGGGCUUGCGAGAUGCAUGAUGUGCAAGUUUUGA